Theobroma cacao (cacao) is the source of this 2283-nucleotide messenger RNA. The record is from RefSeq and is a predicted model, not a curated record. NCBI's taxonomy places the organism in Eukaryota, Viridiplantae, Streptophyta, Magnoliopsida, Malvales, Malvaceae.
CCGUUGGUACCCUUCACUUCUUCUUUUCCCCAUGCAACAUGCCCCUACACCGCCUGAUCCUUCUCUCUCCACCGUCGCAACCACCGCUACCUCCGCCCUCUCUCCACCUCCACCUCCGCCCUACAUCCAAACUUGAAACCAAAUUUCUUCGCUUCAAUUCACCCUCGAGACUUCCCUUCAUACCCCCACUCAAACUCAUAAAUUCCACCAAACUCCCCUUAAACCCCCAAACCCAACAGAACCCACUUUCCAAAACACUUGAAACGCUCACCAAACUCAAACCCUUCCUUCAAACCAAUCACCAACCCAUCCUCCUUGGCUGGCUCUGCAGCUCCAUCUCUGUUUUCUCCCUUUUAAAAGUGAUCCCCAGAAUUGGCUCCUUCUCUUCAAACUUAACCAACAACAUUUCCAUUUCCAAAUUGGGUGACCAGGGCCUUGUUCUUGGGGUUUUGUUGUUGGCGAAGUUGGUCGCUUGUUACUGGAAACAAGUUUUUUUAUGGGAAGCGGCGUUAAGGGUAGUGUAUCAGAUGAGAGUUUUUGUUUUCGAAAAGGUUUUGGAGAGAGAAUUGGGUUUUUUUGAAGGGGGCAAUGCGGUUUCUCCUGGGGAUAUUGCUUAUCGGAUUACUGCUGAGGCUUCUGAUGUUGCUGAUAUUGUUUUUGCUCUCCUCAAUACUAUUGUGCCCAACAUUCUGCAAUUAUUUGCAAUGGCGACUCAGAUGCUGGUUAUCAGUCCUUCCCUCUCCUUGAUAUCAGCAAUGGUGAUUCCAUGUAUGGCCUUCGUUAUAGCUUAUCUUGGUGAAAGACUUCUUAAGAUAUCUACAAGAGCACAUCUGAGUAUUGCCACUCUUGCAGCUUAUCUGAAUGAGGUCCUCCCAGCCAUUCUUUUUGUGAAAGCAAACAAUGCAGAGUUGUCUGAGCAUGCCAGAUUUCAAAGGCUUGCUUAUGCAGAUUUAUCUCAACGUUUGGAAAAGAAGAAAAUGAAGACAUUAAUCCCCCAGAUCAUACAAAUAAUUUAUUUUGGAGCUUUAUUUAUACUUUGCAUUGGAUCCCUGGUGGUUUCACGUGGUUCUUUUGAUGCCUGUAGCAUGGUUUCUUUUGUAACAUCACUGAUAUUGUUGGUUGAGCCUAUACAGGGUAUCGGGAAAGCAUACAAUGAGUUGAAGCAAGGAGAACCAGCUGUCGAACGCUUAUUUUUUUUGACCAAGUUGGAGUUUAAGGUCAUUGAGAAACCAGAUGCCAUUGAUUUAAGCCAUGUCAAUGGGGAGGUGAAGUUCUGUGAUGUCUCAUUUAAAUAUGCAGACAACAUGCCUCAUGUUUUGGAUGGGUUGAACCUCCAUAUAAAGGCUGGGGAGACAAUAGCUCUUGUUGGACCAUCUGGAGGAGGAAAGACAACCCUUGUAAAAUUGCUUCUUCGCCUAUAUAAACCUUCAUCCGGUUCUAUACUUGUUGAUAACCGCAACAUUCAGAACAUCCGAUUAGAAAGUUUGAGAAGACAUGUUGGUCUUGUUUCCCAGGAUAUAAUGCUUUUUUCUGGGACAGUUGCUGAAAACAUUGGGUACAGGGAUCUAAUGACAAACAUUGACAUGGAGAGGGUUGAGCUGGCAGCCCGUAUUGCAAAUGCAGAUGAAUUUGUCAGAACACUUCCAGAAGGAUACAGAAGCCAUAUUGGACCAAGGGGCUCGCUUUUAAGUGCAGGUCAGAAGCAAAGACUAGCUAUUGCAAGGGCAGUCUAUCAGAAUUCAUCUAUUCUGGUUUUGGAUGAAGCAACUUCUGCGCUUGACAGUAGGUCUGAGUUAUUGGUGAGGCAAGCUGUUGAGCGCUUGAUGGAAAAUCACACAGUGCUGGUCAUAGCCCAUCGUUUGGAAACAGUUUUAAUGGCGGAUCGGGCAUUCCUUUUACAAGAUGGGAAGCUGGAGGAGUUAACUGAGUCACCUCUUUUGGCUGGUCACUGUGACUCAUUGAUGUCUACUGGUGUUGUGAUUUGAGAUCAUUCAAAAACUUGGGGGGAGGAGGAGUUGAAUUGAAGCACUAAACUGUGGCGGUUAUAUGAUCCAACUUGCAGAAAAUUAGGUUAUCUUGAUUGAGUUUCAAUAUGUGUGCUGAUAAUGCUUCAAUCCUCAAGGCAUUGUCAAGCAGUUGGUAUGAGAUGUGCAAGGAACUAGAGUCGUCAUUUGUACUACGCGUAGCUCGCAUGUGUAACAGCAUAGUAAAUGAUGGUGUUAUCCUCAAUUUGUUUGUACAUUUAAGUUGAUUGUUCUUUUUCAAUAAAAUUUUUUAUGUUCA